Messenger RNA from Aphanomyces astaci, 913 nucleotides. RefSeq lists its product as hypothetical. Gene Ontology annotation, molecular function: protein-lysine N-methyltransferase activity. Gene Ontology annotation, biological process: peptidyl-lysine methylation. The record is from RefSeq and is a predicted model, not a curated record. The transcript is spliced from 2 exons. Bases 23 to 598 code for a protein of 191 amino acids. Gene Ontology annotation, cellular component: cytoplasm. Lineage: Eukaryota; Oomycota; Saprolegniomycetes; Saprolegniales; Verrucalvaceae.
UUCGGAAACACUCGAUCAAGAAAUGCCGAUCGUCGCGGUUGGUGACAAGCGCUAUGAACUGUCCGAAGUCCUGGCAAGCGACCGCUUGGACGCUCUCUUCUCGGACGCGUGGACUGGAUCACGGGUGUGGAAUGCAAGCAUCUUCCUCUCGAAGCAUCUCCUGCGUCUGCACGACGAACGUCAGUUCAUCACGACUGCCCUACAGAGCGUGAUUGAACUCGGCAGUGGAUGCGGGCUCAUUGGGCUGGUGGCACGAGACGUCGGUGCAGCCCAUGUGGUGGUGACCGACCAAGCCGAAAUCGUCGACCUCCUCAGUGCAAACGUCGCUCAAAACACCACUGCAUCCUCAGGGACAGGAAAUGUCCAUGCAGCCGAGUUUACAUGGGGAUCCCCGACCUUCCGAAGUUUGUGGAUCGACAACACUCCCUUCGACUACAUUUUAGUGUCUGAUUGUACGUACAGUGAGCAUCGAGUCCAGCUGAAGGGAUGUAUGUACACUGUAGGCAUUAAUCCCAUAUACGGCGUGGACUCGUGGCGGAAUUUGGCGCGCAGCAUUCGAGACCUAGGCAGCUCCACCACCGUCCGUUGGGUCCCUUGAUGUCGAACAACAUGUUUGAUCAGUUCGUGGUAGGUGUGCUAUCUGAGCUACGAAGAGCGAGGCGACAACGCGGCGCUGGCGGACUUCCACGCAUGCAGCCGCGACUACUUGACACAUGAACUGGUGCUUCAAGAAGGCAAGAUCCACUUGUAUCGCAUCACACAAAAGGACCUCCGCGAGAUAUCAAGCAAUUAGAGACGUGCAUUGUUCAUUCAUUGGUUUUGGUUUUAUCGAUCUGAUUGGUUAAAUUUCAUUGAGAAGGUUUUGAUUGGCUAAUAAUGUUGAGCUCGUCUGAAGUAGCCAAUCAAAUCGAUU